CCAAAAGAGACGUGAAUAGCCUGCGCUGUGUACAUAUAAAAGCUGAAAAUUCAGUUGUUUUUUAGUCUCUCCAGAUGAAUGAAUGACGUGUAGAUAGGGUUAGCUGUGAUGUUACCCCGGCUUGUGAGAGUGAUGCAGACGAGACAUGUGGCAGGAGCGUUGCUGGCAGUCUCUUUGACCGCGAUCUUCGGUUGUUUUCACUUGCUGAGUGAAGUGGCUCGUCUCGAUGAUGCAAGGGUCAGAUUAGAGCGAGUAGUCAUCCCAUUACAGCUUGGCAAGGUCCCAGCGGACACAGAUGAUGAUGUUGAUCUUAUUGUUAUAUACACCAAAGUUCCCAAGACUGGCAGUACAUCAUUCGCAAGCAUCGCAUAUGAGUUGUGCAAGAUAAAUAGCUUCAAUGUGGUUUCUAUAGAUAUCACAAGACAUGGUCACAAAUUAUCUUUAUCAGAUCAGAUGAGGUUGAUCACUAACAUUACCAGUUGGACAGAGAAGAAGCCGGCACUGUAUCAUGGACAUGUAGCCUUCAUUGAUUUCUCAAGUCUUGGUUUGCUGAAGAAGCCAAUAUACAUUAACAUGGUACGGGACCCCCUGGAUCGGCUGGUUUCUCACUACUAUUUCCUCCGAUAUGGAGACGAUUUUAAUCCAGCCAAAGUGCGGAGACAUGCAGGAGACAAUGAGACGUUUGACGAAUGUGUCAGUCGAAAUGGGGAAGGCUGUGAUCUUAAACACCUGUGGCUACAAAUUCCAUUUUUCUGUGGCCAAUCUGCAGAGUGUUGGGUACCCGGUAGUAGGUGGGCUCUAGAACAGGCGAAGCACAAUCUUGUCCAUCAUUACUUGGUAGUAGGUGUAACAGAGGAGCUUGGUGACUUCAUUGCUGUGUUGGAGGCGACUCUGCCACGUAUGUUCCUAGGGGCAGUCCAGCUGUUCAACUCAGGUAGCAUGUCCCAUCGGCGGAAAACCGCAAAGAAGAUUGUUCCCAAACCAGAAACCCUGGACCGUAUACAGCAAUCUGCAACAUGGCGGAUGGAGAACGAGUUCUAUGUGUUUGCUGUAAAACAGUUUCAUUUUGUGAAGCAUCAGACAUUUAGCCUUGUAGAUGGGGAAUAUGUUGAAAAGGCAAAGAGUUUUUACCUACGAGAAAAAAUCGGCCUAAACGACACUGGCUUUGAGACAUGUCACUGUGGUUAAUUAGAAUGAAUGUAUAUAGAUAAUUAGGAUCAGAUUCAUCUAAAGAACGACUCUACCAGGAAAUGGUUAUCCUCGUCCGUAAUGUAUGUUUGUCUGAGCAAGAUGUGCAAGAGGUUACUCCCCUUAGUCAUCUAGAUGGACAAAUGAAACUUUCACAUAACAGUACUCAUUUUUAAUGUUGAGUGAGUUCUUUGCCCUAUAAAUAAAAGAAGAUGAGAAAUAUCAUGAUACUCUGUAGAGGGCCGUUCAGUUCAAAAGAAGUGAACCAAAAUGGCUUGAGGGAGAACUCUUCAAUGUUUUAAUAAGGACCGGUUGGACAGGUUCUAUCACUGUAUUUACUUACAGGAGUUGCAAGCAUGACUCUUGUGUCAGAUGUUCAAUUCCUUUACAAAGCUUUCCUUCACAUAUUUUUAACAUCUAAUCAAACAGUGUUCAUACAGAGGCAGAUGACUGUCACUUCAUUUGAGUGAGUUUGGUUUAACGCCGCUUUUAACAGUAAUCCAGUUAUAUCGCGGCGUGUCAGCUUAAUGGGGGAGGAAAGCCCGAAGUGAUUCAGGUCUCAGACGUUUACCACUUCGGUGAA
Haliotis rufescens (red abalone) is the source of this 1771-nucleotide messenger RNA. RefSeq names its product heparan sulfate 2-O-sulfotransferase 1-like. The record is from RefSeq and is a predicted model, not a curated record. Gene Ontology annotation, cellular component: membrane. Lineage: Eukaryota; Metazoa; Mollusca; Gastropoda; Lepetellida; Haliotidae. The coding region runs from base 109 to 1188 and encodes 359 amino acids. The transcript has 8 exons. Gene Ontology annotation, molecular function: heparan sulfate 2-sulfotransferase activity.